Cannabis sativa is the source of this 712-nucleotide messenger RNA. Its product is annotated as copper transport protein ATX1. Lineage: Eukaryota; Viridiplantae; Streptophyta; Magnoliopsida; Rosales; Cannabaceae. The transcript has 3 exons. Gene Ontology annotation, molecular function: metal ion binding. The record is from RefSeq and is a predicted model, not a curated record. The coding region runs from base 214 to 525 and encodes 103 amino acids.
UGAUAAUUCCACUAACCUGACCUGACCCGACCCACCCACCCACGGCUGACAAAAUGACUUUUAUCGUUUAAUCCUCGAACAGUACAACUUUUAUAUUCAUCGAACUUGUAUAAAUAGCUUUACAUUUCAAUUCUUUAAUUCAUUCUCAUUUCAACUUCUCUACUUUUUAUUCUCUCUGAUUCUUCUUCUCCUCCUCUUUUGUCAAAAGCACCCAUGGCUCAGACCGUUGUCCUCAAGGUCGGCAUGUCGUGCCAAGGUUGUGUUGGUGCUGUGAAAAGAGUUCUGGGGAAAUUGGAAGGUGUGGAAUCGUAUGACAUUGAUAUAGAUCAACAGAAGGUGACAGUGAAAGGCAAUGUGCCAGCAGAGACAGUUUUUCAGACUGUUUCGAAAACUGGAAAGAAGACUGCCUACUGGGAGGAGGCAGAACCCGCAAAGCCAGCUGAGGCUGAAGCAAAGCCUGCAGAAGGGGAAGCUAAACCAGCAGAAACCGAAUCAAAGCCUGCAGAAACUGUUGCUGCUGCUUGAAAUCUCAACUGCAUUUGCAUAGGCCUGUUGAGUGUAUUGACUUAUCUUAAUUUGUAUUAUUCAGUGUUCACUUGUUUGUUACAGGCUACGACAUCUCUUGCUUCUUGUGUUUUUAUCUCUAUAGAAACUGUUGUACACCUUUGGUUGGUGAGAAAAUGAUAAAAGAAGGAUCUGAUUUCUCGUGAAA